AUGUACGAAAUCCGCGCGCCAGAUCUGGCUGUCGAUACAGGAUCUGCGCUGGCCAGUAAAGCCGGGACUUUUGCGACCGCCUUCGAGUACACCGACCGGCCAACAACCCCCACCGCAACUCGACAGCGCGGCCGGGUACACAGCGUUUCGCAGGACCCUGACCGCUGGAAUUCUUCCCCGUUAAAGAAAAUGGCCACCGGCUAUGCCGCCGCCAGCCCGGAACCCCCGGCGCUGUUCGUCCGGGCCAUGUACGAUUACGAUGCCGACGACCACACGAGCCUGAGCUUCCGCCGCGGCGACAUUAUCCAGGUCCUCAAUCAGUUGGAAACCGGGUGGUGGGACGGUGUCAUCGACAACACUCGCGGCUGGUUUCCGAGUAACUACUGCCAGAUUAUCAGUGAGGCGGACGAUUUUGGCGAGCACUUGAUACACGGCCACGACGAUGCAGAUCUUAGCGCAGACUCGGGACUCGAAGAUGAUUACGGCAACGGACACGAAGAAGAUGACGAGCUGGACUCUGAAGGCAACCCGCGCGACUCGAUGCCCAUCCUCCCCAUCGAGGGCAUUCCCGCGCCCAAGGAGCAGGAAGAGGCGGCGUUUUGGAUCCCGCAGGCAACCCCCGAUGGUCGUCUGUUUUACUUCAAUACUCUAACUGGAUACUCCACGAUGGAGCUGCCUUUCGAGAACCCGGCUACGAGCGAGGCUGGGCCCCGAGAUCGCAACAACUUCUUCGUCCCUGACCAGACUCGUCCACCUCCUGAGUUGAUGGCGCGCGGCUUCGAGCGGGACGAGGAUGACUACGAUGGCUCUGCAUCGGAGGCGGAAGGAGAGUCGCUGAUGCUGGCCUCGCAUGAUUCGAUGUCUCGCCGCCGCCAGUCGUUUAUGGAUGGACUGUCUCCUGCUACCUCGAUGGAUUCCUUGUACCCCCCUGGACCGAAGGACUUCAAGCCCUCAUCAAUGAACAAGAGCCCUCAACCGUCCAUCAGCACAAACAGUGCGAAUACCUCUGUUGCCGAAAUCAUUCCUCCCCGGCCGUCCAUUUCCUCCAGUACCCCUUCACACUUUGUGGACGAUGGAUUGACGCCGCCCGUCACCUGGCCCCAGCUUGUCGACAACAUGCAAUAUGCAGUUGAAGCUUAUCGCCAGACCCUCCUUGCUGGAGAACGCUCCGAGUACGUCAGAAAGGCCGAGGAUAUCUCCGACCAUUUGCGCAUGCUCCUGGCUGCCGGAUCCGACACCACCGACAAUCACUCGGGGAAUCCGUCCAUCAUUUCCACCAAUAAGGCGCUCUAUCCUUACUUCCGGGAUAUGAUGUCCAAAUUCUCCAAGCUGGUGCUUUCGUCGCAUAUCGCAGCCGCUGAUUGGCCGGGAUCUGACUCGGUCAAUAAAUGUCUGCAAGAGGCCGAUGGAGUCAUGCAAGGAGUGUAUGGCUAUGUCGACGUCGCCCGACACCAGCGAGGCGAAGGUAUCCGCCGUAUUGUUCCUGGUUUCGUCGGAGGUAGCUUCUGCGGUGGAAGUUGGCAGAACAACGGUGUCUCUUUGAACUCCUCAGGCCCGACCUCGUUCCUCGUUCCCGAAGGUGGUGACGCACGUGCUGAGCCUUCGGUAUCUCUCGACUCGGCCCUUCUGGACCACAUUGACGUUCUUCGGAGAUCCUUUGUGGGCAGCAUCCGCCUUUUGGAAGAGCAGUUGAAAUCAAACCGGAAGAUCAUCACUUUUGCGGAACAUGGAGAGUUUUCAGAUGCUAUUUCAGCUGCUGCGAUCAAGGUGGUGGAGCAGUUCCGCCCGUGGGUUGUAACGAUCGAGUCAAUCAAUCUUGUCCCACUCGGAACAAGCUUCCAGAACCCGCAACUGGUUGAUUUCAGUUUGCAAAAGCAACGCGUCUAUGAUGGAAUUGGUGACUUUAUCCUGAGCUGCCAGGCAGUAUCGGCCCCCCUAGCUGAUGAAUGGGCGGAGCUACGUGGUGAUUCACUCGACGAUCGGAUCACGGCUGUGCGAAGUGUGGCCAAACAGCUGGAGAACUAUGUCUCACAGAUUGGGUUCUCACUGUCAUUACUUCUCGAGCAGAUCCCUGAAGAACACACCUCCAUCCUGAGAAGCGAUAGCCGCUUGGAGGAAGAGGAUGAGUCGCAGAAGAGUACUCAUAGCCGUGGAGAAUCCCAAGCUAAGAUCGCUAAUGAGUCCAUUGGUAUCCCGUCUUCCUAUGCACUUGGCAAGGGGACUGAAAAGGUACGACGCAACAUGGACAAGGCCCAGAGGUUCUUCGGCCAAGCACCCCCGGCAACUGUCACUCGUGAGCCACAGGUUCAGGAACCAGUAAGGGAGCCUGAAGAGACUCCGUGGUUCUUGAAGAUGGACCAUGAGGGUGAGGUGUUCUAUGAUACCAAGUCAGACACGCCGAUUCUCAAGUGCGGCACUCUAGCUGGCUUGGUCGAACACCUUACGCGUCACGACAAGCUUGAUGCAUCGUUCAACGGCACCUUCCUCCUCACCUAUCGUUCCUUUACCACUGCAUCCGAACUUUUUGAAAUGCUUGUGCACCGCUUCAAUAUCCAGCCUCCAUUUGGUCUGAAUACCGAUGAUAUGCAAAUGUGGAUUGAUCGCAAACAAAAGCCUAUUCGAUUCCGCGUGGUCAACAUUCUCAAGAGUUGGUUCGAUCAUUUCUGGAUGGAGCCUUACGAUGAAGUGAACAUGGAUCUCUUGCGACGUGUACAUGCAUUCACCAAGGAUUCUAUCGCCACUACCAAAACCCCCGGUGUUCCAACACUGCUUGCUGUGAUUGAUCAGCGUCUCCGUGGUCAGGACAUCACUGCUAAGCGUCUGGUUCCCACACAGAACACUCCUGCGCCGCCACCGAUCAUCCCGAAGAACAUGAAGAAGCUCAAGUUCCUCGAUAUUGAUCCCACGGAGUUUGCUCGCCAGUUGACUAUUAUUGAGUCUCGCCUCUAUUCCAAGAUUCGGCCUACAGAGUGUCUGAACAAAACAUGGCAGAAGAAGGUUGGCCCUGAUGAGCCAGAGCCGGCUCCGAACGUCAAGGCCUUGAUUCUACAUUCGAACCAGCUGACCAACUGGGUCGCCGAAAUGAUCUUGACACAAAAUGAUGUUAAGAAGCGUGUGGUUGUUAUCAAGCACUUUGUUAAUGUCGCUGAGAGGUGCCGCACCCUAAACAAUUAUUCUACCCUGACUUCUAUUAUUUCGGCUCUUGGAACUGCACCCAUUCAUCGGCUGGGCCGAACAUGGGGCCAGGUCAGUGGUCGCACCUCUGCUAUUUUGGAGCAGAUGCGCCGACUGAUGGCGAGCACCAAGAACUUUGGCGAGUACCGUGAGACUUUGCACCUUGCGAACCCUCCAUGUAUUCCCUUCUUUGGCGUUUAUCUCACGGAUUUGACCUUCAUUGAGGAUGGUAUCCCCUCACUUACCCCGUCCGAGUUGAUUAACUUCAACAAGCGGGCCAAGACCGCCGAAGUCAUCCGCGAUAUCCAGCAGUAUCAGAACGUGCCCUACCUCCUCCAACCCGUCGGCGAACUCCAAGACUACAUCCUCAGUAACCUCCAGGCCGCAGGCGAUGUCCACGACAUGUAUGACCGAAGUCUCGAGAUCGAGCCUAGGGAGCGCGAGGACGAAAAGAUUGCAAGGUAUGCUGAAUCUUCAACCAAGGACAAAGGCUCCAUGUUCUUUGCAAACACCAUCGCGAUUCUGCGAUGA
Molecule: messenger RNA, 3705 nt
Organism: Penicillium cinerascens
Lineage: Eukaryota; Fungi; Ascomycota; Eurotiomycetes; Eurotiales; Aspergillaceae
Product: putative cell division control protein Cdc25
Exons: 2
Coding region: 1-3705 (1234 amino acids)
Biological process (GO): positive regulation of GTPase activity; Ras protein signal transduction
Cellular component (GO): plasma membrane
Molecular function (GO): protein binding; guanyl-nucleotide exchange factor activity
Source: RefSeq, a predicted model, not a curated record